CCCCGGGCACCCAGCCCGGUUCCCGCCGCCCCUCCCCCGGCGCUGGGCUCCCCGCGGCGUCCGGGGCGGGGCCGCUCUCGGCUGUGCUCCUGGCCCCGAGCUGACCCGCCCACCUCACAGGCGACCGGGCCCGGCCUCCCUGAGGAGGCGGCGGCCUGGAGGCGCUGGGUCGCGACGCGGGACUGGGGCGGGGGCGGGAGCGCGGCUGGACCUUCCCGCCUUCCCGGAGCCGCGCCUCGGUGGAGGGAGGAGGAGGACCCCGAGGGCCCAGAGAAGGGCAGUCCGGGAAACGGGGCGGCUGGUGGAGGGAGAUCCUCGGUCCUGGGCUUUAAGUAGCGGGUCCCUGACAGGUGCCUGUUCUCCUGCCUUUGGGUGACCGAGGUAGCUUUUCCUGACUGGCUCAAUUGUCAGAUAUGUCUUUGCAGGACUCCACUCUUUCCAGAGAGGGGAGCCCCAAGGAAGAGAUUAUGGCUGCUGUGGUUUUUUCAGUUGGACCUCUGAGUCCUGAAGUUUCCCAGCCAGAUGAAGAUCUUCACCUUCAGACAGAAGAACCAGAACUGGUAAAGGAAUUAGUGACAUUUAAAGAUGUGGCUAUAGACUUCACCUUGGAAGAGUGGAGGUUGAUGGAUCCAACACAGAGGAACUUGCACAAGGAUGUGAUGCUAGAGAAUUAUAGGAAUCUUGUUUCCUUGGGGCUUGCAGUUUCCAAACCAGACAUGAUAUCUCAUUUGGAAGAUGGAAAAGGACCAUGGGUGGUAGUGAGAGAAAUUUCAAGAACCCCCUACCCAGAGUUGGAGACCAAACCUAUAACCAAGAAUGCUAUUCCAACAGAGGAUGCGUCCGAAGAACAGUUACCACUGGAGACCAUAGGAGAGAAACUGACAGAGAAUGGUCUAUGUGACACCAGAAUCGGAGGAUUAUGGAAAUGGAAUGACAGGGUAUUGAGAUUGCAAAAUAGUCAGGAGAGUCAUUUGAGUCAAAGAAUAAUUACACACAAGAAAAUUCCCACUAUUCAGAAAGGCUUUAGAUUUGAAUCUGUUCUUUUUCCAGAACCAGGAGGUGUCACAGAAGAACCCCACAGCAAAUACCAAACAAGUGAGGAAAAUUUUACGAGUAAUUUAGAUUUGAUUACGGAUACCCAUUUGGGGGCGAAAAUUUUCAAGGAUACAGAAGGCAGCAAAGUUGUAAGCCCUGCUUCAGAACUCACUUUAGGGGAAAAGACCAGUAAUAAAGAAAAACCCUAUAUGUGUAGUACAUGUGAAAAGGCCUUCCGUUACAGAUCAUUACUCAUUCAACAUCAGAGAACUCACACUAAAGAAAAACCUUAUGAAUGUAGUGAAUGUGGGAAAAUGUUCAGCCAGCCUUCAUAUCUUAGUCAACAUAAAAAAAUUCACACUGGAGAAAAACCCUAUAAAUGUAAUGAAUGUGGAAAGGCCUUCAUUGCUUCUUCAUCACUUAUGGUACAUCAGAGAAUUCAUACUAAGGAGAAACCUUAUCAGUGCAAUGUCUGUGGAAAAUCUUUUAGCCAGUGUGCCCGCCUUAAUCAACACCAGAGAAUUCAAACUGGAGAGAAGCCCUAUAAAUGUAGUGAGUGCGGGAAAGCUUUUAGUGAUAAAUCAAAACUUGCACGACAUCAGGAAACUCACAAUGGAGAGAAACCCUACAAAUGUAAUGAUUGUGGGAAAGCUUUUAGGAAUAAGUCAUAUCUUAGUGUACAUCAGAAGACCCAUACUGAGGAGAAACCAUAUAAAUGCAAUGAGUGUGGGAAAUCUUUCAAGAAUACCACAAUUUUUAAUGUUCAUCAGAGAAUUCAUACUGGAGAGAAACCCUUUAGAUGUAAUGAAUGUGGAAAAGCCUAUAGAAGUAAUUCAAGCCUUAUUGUACAUAUAAGAACUCAUACUGGGGAAAAACCCUAUGAAUGUAAUGAAUGUGGGAAAGCUUUCAAUCGUAUAGCAAAUUUCACAGAACAUCAGAGGAUUCACACAGGAGAAAAACCCUAUAAAUGUAAUGAAUGUGGGAAAGCAUUCAUUAAUUAUUCAUGUCUUACUGUACACCACAGAAUGCAUACAGGAGAGAAACCAUAUGAAUGUAAUGAAUGUGGAAAGGCCUUCAUGCGUUCUUCAUCUCUAAUUAUACAUCAGCGAAUUCAUACUGAAGAGAAACCUUACCUCUGUAAUGAAUGUGGGGAAUCUUUCAGAAUAAAAUCACACUUAACUGUACAUCAGAGGAUUCAUACUGGGGAGAAACCAUAUAAGUGUACUGACUGUGAGAGGGCAUUUACCAAAAUGGUAAAUCUCAAAGAGCAUCAGAAAAUUCAUAGUGGUGUGAAACCCUACCACUGCUAUGAUUGUGGAAAAUCCUUCAGGACUAAGUCAUACCUUAUUGUACAUCAAAGGACCCAUACUGGAGAAAAACCCUACAAAUGUGAUGAGUGUGAGAAAGCUUUCACUAACACUUCACAGCUUACUGUCCACCGAAGACGGCACACAGGAGAAAAACCCUAUACAUGUAAGGAAUGUGGGAAGGUUUUCACAAGUAACUCAGGCUUUAAUACUCAUCAAAGGACACAUACUGGGGAGAAACCAUUUAAAUGUAAUGACUGUGGCAAAGCAUUCAGCCAGAUGGUACAUGUCACAGAACAUCAGAAAAUCCAUAGUGGAGAGAAACCCUAUAAAUGCGAUGUCUGUGGAAAAGCCUUCAGGAGGGGUUCAUACCUUACAGUGCAUUGGAGAACACAUACAGGAGAAAAACCCUAUACAUGUAAGGAAUGUGGAAAAGGCUGUAUUACCCUAUCACAGCUAACUCUACAUCAGAGGAUUCAUACUGGGGAGAGGCCCUACAGGUGUGAAGAAUGUGGGAAAGCCUUUAGAACUAAUUCAGACUUUGCUGUGCAUCUGAGGAUGCACACAGGAGAAAAACCUUAUAAAUGUAAUGAAUGUGCAAAAGCCUUUAGGAGUAGCUCAAGCCUUACUGUACAUCAAAGAAUACAUCAGAGAGAAACUCAGUUAAUAUAGAGAAUAAUAAAUUGUCAUCCAGAGGUGGACUCCACAAGAAUCUUAUAAACUGUUUAAUGCAUUUGGGAAAACAUUCAGGAGCAAUUUGCCAGGAAAUAGCACACUAAAGAGAUACAGGAAUAUGGAAAAGCAAUUGGUCAUUUUAAAUCUUAGAAGUUAUAAGAAAAUUCUUAAUAAAGAAAAGUAAAAUACAAGUGAAAGCCUUCAUCCAAGUUUCAUAUUUUACUCAUUUAACAAAUUAUCUUCAAUGCAUUGCCUGUAUAUAUUUUUGCCUGUCUUCCUAUUGGUUUGUCUAUGUUUCUUAUAAAUCUGGAUGUGCUCUUUAUAUGCUUGAAAUAGUAAUCCUUUGUCAUGUGUUUUACAAAUUUUUUUUAACCUCGUAUUUUUCUUUAUACUUUUUUAUAUAGUAAAAGAUUUUUGUCUUUAAUUUUUAUAGCAAAAUACUUACAUAUUUUAUUUUUUAUAUUCUUGAUUUACCCUUUUAGUUAAAAGGGUUAUACAUAGUCUCCUAAACUUGCUUCUAAGAUUUUGAUAAUUUUAUUUUUUUACAUUGAAGUUUUUAAUCCAUCUGGACUGGAUGGCUAUUCACAGAAGAGCAACUUCAAAUGUAUUAACCUAUGAAAUUAUUAUGAACCUAAAUAGUACUCAGGGAAAGGCAAAUUAAAACAACCAGUGAGAUGUUACUUGCACUUUAAGGAGUUGGCAAAAAUUUAAGAGAUCUUUUGCUAGUGGAGUUUGGCAAACCAUGUACUCUUACAAAAUGGUUACAUUAACUUACAUUUCCAUCAGCAAUUCAGCAAUAUAUAUUUUAACUUUUUUAAUAAAAAUUUUAAAUAAAAACCUUUGACCCAGCAGUCUCACUUUUUGGAGUCUGCCCCACAGAAAUAACAGCAUCAAUGCAAAAAAAAAAUGUAUAAAUAAGGAUGUUUAUUAAAGUACUGCUUAUAGAGACAAGCCCAACUGGAGACAAAGUAAAUGCCAAAUUAAUAGGGGAGUGGGUGAAUAAAUUGUGAUAUAGACAUACCAUGAAACAUGAGAGUAAUUUUUUAAAUGAAUUGUACCUGCACUCUUCAAGAUAUUUCCACAAUUUUUGAUACGUAAUUGCUUUAUUACAUACAUGUAUCUGUAGAAAAUUUCAUUUUUGUUAAAGUAAUGACCACACCCAUUUAUGUAUAUAUGUGUGUAUGUAGUUAAAUGAGAUGGAAACAAGUAUGGAAGAAUAUACACCAGGCUGUAAAUACUGCGUACCUUGAAGGGAGGGAGAAAUGGAGAAGUAGUGAGCUAAGGGGCAGAGGGAAAACUAGGAAAAUAGGAAAAUGUAAGUGCAGUAUGAAUGUUGUAAAACUAUGUAUUUGGUGAACUUUUGAUCACCGUGAAUGAAGGGAUGGUUUCCAGAAAGUUGAUGGCAGUUAAUUUAUAUUUGUUGGAGAAUCUAGUGUUUUUUGUUUGUUUUACUUUUCUGUGCUUUUCUGUUUUUUAGUUUUUCUUUCCAGUGAGCAUGUCAUAUUUAUAUAAACACGAAAAACCUUGUGAGACUUUUAUGGAUACCUGUUAUGUUCUAGGAAUUACUGUAGGUUCUGGAUAUACAUUGGCAGGGCAGGAGUGAUCAUGGAUCUAAGAGCAUGGGAAUUGGCUUUGAUGCCACCUGGAUUCCAAAGAAGUUAUCCAGCACCUUACCACCCUGACCCUCUCAGUUUCAUUUGGAAGAGGUAAUAGAAAUGUCAGGUAGAUGAAAAAUGUAUCCAAGAAUAUCUGGAAUUUGUGUCCAGGUAAUUGACCAGAAGACGUGCAGUUCUCAGAGAUAAGUUCCACUUUCAACAUGGCACCAAAGGAAAGAUCACAAUGAUGAAAAGGUCUCUGUCCAGCCCCACAGCACAUUGCAUAAUGGAGUAUAGAGCGAGAAGCAGCCAAGGACUCCCCAGGCUUGGAAGUUCUGGAAACACUAAAAGUCUGGAGUCAAAAUGGGAACCCAGAGGCUGUGAUCCUGAUACCAGAAGGCCCUAACAGACUGAGGACCUGAUACCUGAAAAGGACAAGGUAUGAUGAGCUACACUUCAGUGGAGACGGAAGGGAAGAAAAUCAAAUACCCCUCCCACAACGCAAGGAUAAGUAUUUAAUAUUGGGAAGUGGGUAUUGGAUAAAUUAUGUGAGCCAUCUCCCGUUUUUAAAUGAAUAAUUUGACAUUGUGGUUAAAAUGACUGUUUCUGGUUGAAUUUUAAUGGUGAAAUUUAUUAACUAUUACCAAGAGAGGUAUCUUUUUUGGACAAAAUGUACCACUUCCUGAUGGGAAAAUUUGAGGAUCUGACCUUGAAAUACUACCCUUAAAAAACUCUACUGUCAGAUAGUCUACAUGAUGAUGCCAACUCUACUGACUGCUCCUUUCAACCUUCAAAUUCUCACCACACCUAAACCCUGUCUCCCAGCCCUGCAUUAGAGCCAAGCAUUUCAAGACAGGAUGGUCAGCAGGUUCAAAUGACGUAAGAACUGAAAAGUGUCCGUUGAGUCAGGGGAUGGAGACGACACAGGGCACCUUUACUAGAGCAGUUUCCAUGGACUGGUAGAGUGCCAAAGCCUGGUUCCACUGUGUAGUGGUACCUCAUUACAGGUUUAAUUUGCAUUUCCUUGCUUUCUAAUGAUGUUUAGUCCCCUUUUAGGUGUUUUUUGGCUUUUUUGAAUAUCCUCUUUUGAGAAAUGCCUGUUCAAGAAUUUUGCCCAUUUUUUAAUUGAUACAUUUCUGUUUAUUUGUAGAAUUCUUUAUAUAUUCUGGUUACAAGAUUUUUUUUAGGCAUUUCUAUUACAAAUAUCAUCUCCCCAUCAGCAGCUUGCCUUUUAGUUCUCUAAAUGAUGUCUUCUGAUGAAUAGAAGUCUUUAACUUUGAUGAGUAUCUCAUCAAUCUUUUCUUUUAUGAUUACUGCUCUUCUGUUCCCAGUUUGAGAAGUCUUUUACUAACUCAGUCAUAAGGAUAUUUUCCUGCAUUUACUUCUGCACAGCUCCUCUUUUACUUUUCACUUUUGGGCUACAAUCCAUCUGAAGCUUAUUUUUGUAUGUGGUGGCGGGGGUAGAGGUCAAAAUUAACAUUUUCCAUGCAGGUAUACAAUCUAUCCAACAUCAUUUAUUAAGAAGACCAUCUUUUCCCCUCCCCCUUGGAUUGCGGUGGUACCCUUGUGAUAAAUCAGAAGGUCAGAUUAUUUGAGAGUCUGUUACUAGACUAUCCUGUUCCAUUGUUCCACUGAACACCAAAUACUUGUAGUGAAAGUGGAUUUAUAGUGAAUCUUGGCAUCUGAUGGUACAUGUCUUCUACUUUUGUUCUUCAAAAUUGUCGCUGUAAUUCUAGAUCCUUGGCAUUUUCAUGUGCAUUCUUAAAUAAGCUAUAAAGCUGCUAAGAAUGGUGUCUUCAAAUCUCCAACUAU
Camelus dromedarius (Arabian camel) is the source of this 6424-nucleotide messenger RNA. It is a transcript of the gene ZNF624, whose product is annotated as zinc finger protein 624. Bases 414 to 3014 code for a protein of 866 amino acids. Lineage: Eukaryota; Metazoa; Chordata; Mammalia; Artiodactyla; Camelidae. The record is from RefSeq and is a predicted model, not a curated record. The transcript has 6 exons. Gene Ontology annotation, molecular function: DNA-binding transcription repressor activity, RNA polymerase II-specific. Gene Ontology annotation, biological process: negative regulation of transcription by RNA polymerase II.